AUGUCCAAAUGUGGCCUGAUGCCCAUCUGGGCGCUGGGUGUCCACCUGCAGCAUGGAUGUCCACUGGUACUUUAUGUCCACCAGGGGCCUAAUGUCCACCUAAGACCUGGUGUUCACCUGGGGUCUAAUGUUCAGCUGAAGACCGGAUGUCCACCUGGAGCCGAGGAAUCCACCCAGGGACUGGUGUUGAACUGGGGCCUGAUGACUACCCGGGGACAAGGCCUGAUGUCCAGCUGGGGCAUAGGUGCCCACUGGGGGCUUCCUGUUAACCUGGGGACUGGUGUCAUUCUGGGGCCUAAUGACCACAUGGGUUGUAUUAUUCACCUAGGGCCUGGUGUCCACUUGGGGCUUGAGUGUGGCCACUUGGAGCUUUAUGUGCACCUGGGGCCUGAGAGCUUCCUGGGAUCUGAUGACCACUGGGGCCUAGCGAUCCACCUGGGACAUCAGGCUCCAAGUGUACCACAGGACAGGAGUCACCAGGUAGACAUCAGGCCCCAGAUGGAGCUAGCAGGCCAGGCCUCACCAGUGUUCCCACCAGGGCCACAUCUGCACAUUGUCCUUUUCCAGCUGGAGCCUCUGGAGCUCAUUGAGACACAGGCACAUGCUCCUGCUUCAGGUGCAGAAAUACAGCUAUUUCCAGUGCCAGCUGUUGAGCCACUGCCAGCACCAGGGCCAGAUUCCCCUCCAGGGACAGCGCUGGAGCUAGAGGAAGCUCCAGAGCCCUCCUGCCGCUGCCCUGGGACUGCCCAGGACCAGCCCAGUGAGGAGCUGCCUGACUUCAUGGCACCUCCUGUAGAGCCACGGGCCUCAGCCCUGGAGCUGAAAGUGUGGUUGGAGCUGGAGGUGGCAGAGAGGGGUGACCAGCACAGCUCCAGCCAGAAGCUCCCACACUGCUCCCAGUCCUGGGCACAGUGGAAGCUAUGGAGGCAGAGACCAGGAUGUGCAACCUGGGCUCCUCUGCCUCACUGGAGAGGGACUUCUCUCAUUCAGCAGAGCAGCAGCCCUGCUGCUGAAGGGCCUGCUGCUACUGCUGCUGGGGGUGUUUGCCUGCCUGCAGGAGGUGCUGGAGAGCAAGAAAAGGAGCCUGUGAGCAGGGGUUCCAGCAGGUCCUCCUGCUCCCAGAGGUGACCUCCUCCUCCAGGAAUGGAGGUUUGCCCUCAGCUAGGCAUCUGGGCCAUUUGCCUCUAAUGUGCUGCCCAGGAUGGCCUCUUCUUGACAGGUGGACAGGGGUUGAGGGGGCCAGGGGGCAUCUCCAAAGGAAGCUCUUAAACUCAGCAGCAGCACUCCAGAAUCUCCAUGCCUGCACCUGCCCAAGGAUUUAUUCAUAGCUUAACUAAGAAUUUCAAAUUUCUACCAUAACACUGAAAUAAAGUUUGACUUUUUGAAA
Messenger RNA from Pan troglodytes (chimpanzee), 1387 nucleotides. RefSeq lists its product as uncharacterized. The record is from RefSeq and is a predicted model, not a curated record. The transcript is spliced from 5 exons. NCBI's taxonomy places the organism in Eukaryota, Metazoa, Chordata, Mammalia, Primates, Hominidae.